AUGGAGGCCGAGGCGCUCGUCCUCGCGCCCCAGCCAGCCGUCUCGCCCCCGGCGGCCUCGCCGGACAAGAAGGCGCUGGCGGCGGCUCCGACGUCGGCUCUGAAGACCAGGGCCACGAGGAGGAAGACGCUCUGCGACAUCACCAACCUGAGCAGGCGCGAGCCGGCCGAGGUGCCGAAUGAAUCGGCGUGCCCUGCACCGGAGAAGCUCGCGCAGCUAGUCAAGGAGAACGCGGAUCUCGUGAGCCUCAUCGCCGAGAGAGACGAGAUCAUACAGUUGAGCGGGACUGAGAUUCAGAAGCUGCGGCUCGCCAACUGGGAGCUCGCGCGGACCAAUUCCCAGAUGAUGGCGGAGCUUAAUCUUGGAAGAAACAAGUUGAAAGCGUUGCAACAUGAGCUCGCGUGCUCAAGAGCCGCCCUUAAAGCGAAAACAUCUGAAUUGGAGGACGUAAAGAAGGCGAUGCAGCGGCGCAACAUUCACACCCAAAGGACGCAGCAUCUGGGGCCUGACAAAGUUGCGCAGACCAAGGAUGGAGACGUCGUCGACCCGGAGCCCGCUUCGGAAGCAACGCGUGCCGGAAGCAUCCAGAGGUCCGGGAACGCCAGCAGGAAACGGAUGCUGCGAUCUCGAUCUCUAGGACCUGCGGCUUCGACGAAACUGGCGCUGCCGAAGGAUAAGGAGACCUCGCAGAGACGGAAGUCCAUGAGAGUGCCACAGCCGAGCGCCAGCUCAGAGGACUUGUUCGAGAUAGAGGACGUUGAGGUCGCCAUUGGCAGUUGCAAGAUCGAUCCAGAUACUGCCUCUGGCAGUGAGAGGGCCGGGCACCAGUUCCAGCGUAGAUCGUCUCUAGGAAGGCCGCUCCGGCAGGCCCGGGAACGAGUCACCUCCUACAAGGAGAUGCCUCUCCAUGUUAAGCUUAGGAGGCCCUAGAGAAUGGCUGUUGCGAUUUCCAAUGAUUACUUGCUGUCUUCUGCGCCCGCAGAAGUGCAGAUAGUGUGUAGUUUGUCGUGUGAAAAUUUGGUUGCGUUCGGCUUGUGUUAUGUCAAGCGUUGGGGUGGUGGUGCUGUGUACGGGAAAAUAGCUAAUUUCUUGAUUCUCUCUCUCUCUCUCUCGCAAUGCGUAAUUGAGGAGCUGUACUUCUUCAAAUUCUAAUGUUGAUCUUUUUAGUGAAGAUAAGAACUAGAUCUGAUUUUC
Messenger RNA from Panicum hallii, 1194 nucleotides. RefSeq names its product shugoshin-1. NCBI's taxonomy places the organism in Eukaryota, Viridiplantae, Streptophyta, Magnoliopsida, Poales, Poaceae. Gene Ontology annotation, biological process: maintenance of meiotic sister chromatid cohesion; meiotic sister chromatid segregation. The record is from RefSeq and is a predicted model, not a curated record. The coding region runs from base 1 to 930 and encodes 309 amino acids. Gene Ontology annotation, cellular component: chromosome, centromeric region; nucleus. The transcript has 8 exons.